ACCUAGUAAACCGGUCGUCGGAACCGACCACUGCAUCAGUUUCAGUUCAACACUCCUACCGUUCGGAACGAUUCAAUCGCGUGUGCGAAAUAUUGAACAAAUAACAACACAAACCAAAAGUAAUCAUGAGUUCAUCGCAGUACUAUCCAUUCCAAUGCACCCCAACCGUCUACCCGGCCGAUCCCUUCGACCCCACCGAGGAUGCCGCAACUCUCCGUAAGGCCAUGAAGGGCUUUGGAACCGACGAGAAAGCCAUCAUUGAAGUUCUGGCCCGUCGUGGUAUUGUGCAGCGUUUGGAGAUUGCCCAGACUUUCAAGACGUCCUACGGAAAGGAUCUGAUCAGCGAUCUGAAGUCCGAGCUGGGCGGUAAGUUCGAGGAUGUUAUUCUGGCUCUGAUGACUCCCCUGCCACAGUUUUACGCCAAGGAACUGCAUGAUGCCAUCUCGGGAAUCGGCACAGACGAGGAAGCCAUAAUUGAGAUUUUGUGCACGCUGUCGAACUAUGGCAUCAAGACGAUCGCCGAAUUCUAUGAACAGUUGUACGGAGUUUCAUUGGAGUCGGACCUGAAGGGAGACACCAGCGGUGCCUUCAAGCGCCUGUGCGUCUCGUUGGUUCAGGGUAAUCGUGAUGAAAAUACUGGCGUCGAUGAAGGUGAGGCGGCCGCUGAUGCCCAGGCUCUGUUUGAAGCUGGCGAAGGCCAAUGGGGAACUGAUGAAUCGAUCUUCAACCAGAUCCUGGUCACCAGAUCAUACCAACAGCUGCGCGGUGUGUUUGAGACCUAUGAAAGCAUGGCUGGACAUACGAUCGAGGACGCCAUCAAACGUGAAUUCAGUGGCGCUAUCGAGGAAGGCUUCAAGGCUAUCGUUCGCUGCGUCCGAUCGAAGGUUCAGUACUUCGCCAAGCGUCUCCACAACUCGAUGGCCGGGCUCGGUACCAACGACAAGACGUUGAUCCGCAUUAUCGUUAGCCGCUCGGAAAUCGACUUGGGAGAUAUCAAGGAGGCUUUCCAGGAGAUGUACGGCAAGUCGCUCGAGUCGUGGAUCAAGGAGGAUUGUGAAGGCGAUCUAGGAGACCUCUUGGCUACCUUGGCUUCCUAUUAAGUUGUUUUAAAUUUACGAAAAAAAAAGAUGAUGCAACGUAGAGCAUUUCUGCAAAUAGAAAGAUCUCAUUUAUUAUUGAGAUGUUGUUGUUAGGUGCAUUACGGUGCUUACAUAAGUUUUGAUUUGACAAUUCUAUCCAAGUACACUCAUGAUGGUAAUGGGACAAUGCUUCAGUAGAUUUUACUUUUGAUAUUCUUCUUCAAAUCAUGGCCACAUAAUUGUAUCGAACACGUCUCA
This is a messenger RNA of Ochlerotatus camptorhynchus, 1337 nucleotides long. It is a transcript of the gene AnxB9, whose product is annotated as Annexin B9. The transcript has 6 exons. Gene Ontology annotation, molecular function: calcium-dependent phospholipid binding; calcium ion binding. NCBI's taxonomy places the organism in Eukaryota, Metazoa, Arthropoda, Insecta, Diptera, Culicidae. Bases 126 to 1100 code for a protein of 324 amino acids. The record is from RefSeq and is a predicted model, not a curated record. Gene Ontology annotation, cellular component: cytoplasm.